AUGACCUCGGUACUGGCCUCACAUCCUGGCGACAUUCAACUGGCUAUGUCUCCGACCCAGGAGCCAACCCCGCCAGAGAACAAUAGGAUGGACGACGUUGGUCGUUCCCGGUCACUUAGCCAGGGUGACCUGAAGGCGGAGGCUCAUGACCAUGAUAUGGACGACGACCACGCCGAUGACGGCGGAGACUCAUCGGACGGUGAAGACGGGCCUGCCAGGAAACGACGGAGGAGCCGCAAGGGGCUUGACAAGAAGUUUGAAUGCCCUCACGACGGCUGUGGAAAGAGUUACUCAAGAGCUGAGCACCUAUAUCGACACCAACUUAAUCACAACCCAAAGCAAAUCUACAAGUGUGAUUUUCCCGACUGCACUCGGCAGUUCGUCCGGUUGGACUUGUGCAACAGGCACAGAGACAGACACACGGCAAAAGGCUCAGCGCUCAAUCGAAGAGACUCAAUGAUUGGACAAGUCUCACCGGCGGCUGACGGCCGCCACCCGUUUCCUCCUGGCUCACUCUCGCCCGAGGCCAACAGGCCUGGAAGUGGCUAUAUGGGGCCUCACUCGCAUCCGCAUUUUCAGGACCCUGCAGCGAGCCCGUAUACUUCUGUGACAAACACGCCACCUGUUUUCCCACAUCCAAACGGACAGCAUCAUAAUACCGCUAACUACAUGCGAUCAAGCCCUGCAUACGGCCCCCUUCCGGGCCAGCAGCCACAACACCAAUCCCCGAAUGGCCCACAGAGACCUUCCGUGCAGACGAAUGUCGGCCCCUAUGGAGUCAUGUCCCCGGCGUCGCAACAGGGAUUCCAGAGUCACCCCGGCGACACUCCUCAAUCUGCAACACCAUACUCUGGGCAUGCAAAUUUCCCUCCAUUCACCCUGCCGCCAUCUAAUUUCGCCUCCACAGUAUCGUCAGCGACCGUGCCGCGGGACAGCGGGCAACCUUAUACACCACAACAGAGUGGGAAUGAGUAUUCCCAAGGCCAGCCACAGCCCGCUGGCGAGAUGGUACUUCUGGAGAACAUGAGCAGCCAGACUACUAUACCUGUCUUUGGCAGCGACAGUGUCCUUAACAAAUCCCCUUAUGUUGGAAUGCCCGAAGAUUUCAUGAAUUACCUAUUCAACACCCAGGGUCCUGAUGGCAACCCCAUGAGUCACAUGGUACCCCAGUAUAACAAUUAUGGCGACCCUGCUCAGUAUAGUGUCCCUUACUACGGGACAGAGCCCAAUCAGAUGGGCUACUUCCCAAAUACUGGGCCACAGCAGGUCAUGGCGGUUAACAACUUACUGGAUCAAAACCUCCCCGAGACGGUGCUUUCCGAAGAGAAGGCCAACGAGAUCUUCGAAUUCAUCAAAGAACGCUUCCACGAGAACGGGCGCGCCCCAGUCGAGCACAAGAGAGAAAGCUUCAUCGAAGGUGAACGGACCGAUGAGCACAUGCUUAGCCGCAAGAUGAUGCAAGCCUACAUCGGCUCAUACUGGUUGCAUUUCAGCGACCAAAUACCUAUACUUCACAAGCCUACGUUUUCGCCUGACCGGACUCCUACCUUGCUGCUCAUCUCGAUGAUGACAAUUGGCGCCGCGAACCUUGACAAGGCUCACGGCCAAAAAGUCACGGAUCUCGGGGCUGAACUGUCGAACUUCCUGGCCUGGCAUCUCAGAUGGGAGACCUUCAUGGAUACAAACUUUAGGCCACCGGCGAAGUUGUGGGUAUUCCAGACGCUCAUUCUCUUGGAGCUGUACGAGAAGAUGUACUCGACCAGAGAACUGCACGAGCGGGCGCACAUCCACCAUGCAACGACGAUUACCCUGAUGCGGCGCGGCCGAUCGUUGAUUGGGAAGUCCGCUCUGGACUCCCCACCUAACCCAAGAGACGACAAGAUGGGCUCCCGACACUCGUCCACUUCCGGGGUUGCACAUACCCCGGACGAGUGGUGGAAUCACUGGAUCACCAACGAGGCCACCCGUCGCGCUGCUUUCGCGGCUUUCGUCAUUGACUCGAUUCAUGCGACAAUGUUCGGACAUUCGACAGUCAUGGUGGCUCACGAGAUGCGUCUGCCCCUCCCAUGCGAUGAGAAACUCUGGAGGGCCCAGAGCGGAGCUGAAGUUGGCCGAAUUGAGGCCAACUUUUACUCAAACGGAAUCAAGCCCGUACCAUUCCUCGAGGGCUUGAAACGGACUCUCAGCUCUCAGGAGGUCCAGACCAACUCUUUCGGAAGAAUGAUUCUCAUGGCUGGACUGCUCAACGUCAGCUGGCAUAUGAACCAACGAGAUCUUCAAGUGAAUUCUUUGGGCGGAGGUGUCUCAUCGGCCUUGGGCGGCCGUGACAAAUGGCGCGGCACGCUCACUCGAGCCUUUGACUCCUGGAAGGGGGACUUCGACAAGUCACUAAAACGGGGUGACAAUCCAUCAGAUCCGUACAGCAGCUUCGAGGCAGCCGAUCGCAAUGACGCCAACGCCGUGUUUGAGAGUCGCGUUGUCCUCCACAACCUGGCGCACCUGGCCAUGCAUGUCGACAUUGUCGACUGCCAGAUUUUUGCCCGGGCCAAGCGCCUCCUCGGCAGAGCCAUCGGAGCACAGGACCUCAGCAGCGCCCAGAGGCGCAUGAAGGACAUCUGGGCGCCUUCGGUCCGCGCUAGGGAUGCCACGUGGUACGCCUUGAAGUUCUUGAGCUCGGUCCUCCUGGAGCAGAGCGGGAACCAGCGCCCCAACGGCUACAACAGCCACCCGCACUCGUACUCGGACACGGACCUGCCCUACUGCGCACGUGAGGACGUCCUGCUGAACCGGCCGUGGGUCCUGUACUUUGCCGCGCUCGUGGUCUGGAGCUACGGGCACGCACUGGAGGGCCCGUGCCCGGACGCCGUGGUCCCGAGCUCCAAGUCGGAGCGCAUCCGCGAGAUGAGGGAGUACCUGAUGGCGUACGGCGGCACGAGCUACCCGGAGGACCUGAGGACGAUGAAGGGCCUGAACAAAAACAGCUCGCUGAUGCUGGUGCUGAAGGACACGUUCCUCACGACGAGGUGGGAGCUGCUGCACGAGGGCGCGACGCUGCUGAACAACUGUGUGAACCUCAACGCGGGGACCAUGGUUUGA
Molecule: messenger RNA, 3096 nt
Organism: Diaporthe batatas
Lineage: Eukaryota; Fungi; Ascomycota; Sordariomycetes; Diaporthales; Diaporthaceae
Exons: 3
Coding region: 1-3096 (1031 amino acids)
Biological process (GO): DNA-templated transcription; regulation of transcription by RNA polymerase II
Cellular component (GO): chromatin
Molecular function (GO): RNA polymerase II cis-regulatory region sequence-specific DNA binding; zinc ion binding; DNA-binding transcription factor activity, RNA polymerase II-specific
Source: RefSeq, a predicted model, not a curated record